GUUCAAUUUCGUUUUAGAUUAAUGAAGUUCAUAAAUUGAUGUAUUAGGAUGUUCAAUCUAAAUUUACGCAAAAUAUCAAUUAACUUUCUUUGACAGAAGGCGGGAAAGUGAACAAUGUGUGUAUAUUCCUAAGAAGAUGUGCGCUACUUUGUUUAUACAUAUAUCAAACAAUUAUCGAUCUUUAACUAAACAACCUCAUUUUUGCAUCCACUGAACGGCUACAACAUUUGAUUUGGUGUUGUUUUAAGAAUAACAUUAAGGACUAUUUUUUAUUUAAUUUGUAUUUCACAAAAUAACUCACAAUGGAGAAAAGCGAAUAUGAAAUACAGCAUUUCAACUUCUCUGUAGAACAGUUUUCGUUAGAGAGGCGGCAUUAUUUGAAUAAGAUAUUAUCACUGACACUUCAAUCAAUGGUGAACAAAUUAUCCAUGGGUAAUGACGAUACAGCCGUAUUUUUACUAGAGCAGAAAGAAAAAGUGAAAAGUAAAAUGCUUAGUGACAUGGAACAAAAACUCACUGCUAUUGAGGAAAUGGACUUAAAGAAUUUUUCUAUACCGGAUUAUGUUCUGUUGGCAACAGAUUAUUAUCUUUCCAAGCAAUAUACUGAAGAAGACAAAAUGAAUGCAGACAAAGAGUUAGCAGACAUGAAACAAAAAUUUCUUGAGAACUCUGUAAUGAUAGCGUCGUUGAAAAUUGAAAAUGAAAAAUAUGAAGAAACAAGCAUAGAGAUGAACAAUGAAGAGAAAUUGUUAGUACAAAUUCAAACGGCAUUGCAAUUAAUGGAAUCCCAAUGGGAGAAGGUGAAACAUUUGGCUAAAGAAACCGAAAGUUUGGAACAAUAGAAGAGGUAUUUGUAAUAAUUGAUAUUUGUUGAUGGUUAAAUUGGGGAAUAAGAAAGACAUUGAUUUUGAUAAAUAAAAAUAUUUAUUAAAAAAAUUAUUAUUAUUUAAAUAUUUUGAUAAUUCACAACAAUUGUUUUCCGAGAGUAGUAUUAACCAUAAAUAUAAAUGGGAAGGUAUAAGUGGGAGAAAACAUUCCCCAACUAUUUUUUGAAAUGUCUGUCCUGUAUGUGGGAACUGUUUAUAUCUGUCUCUACUCUGCAUGAUGCACCAGGUCGAUCUGGUUAACAUAGAAAUGACUAUGGAGUGAAGAUUUUUCACAAGAAAAAUAAUAUUUGCAAAAAAAAAACAAA
Bactrocera dorsalis (oriental fruit fly) is the source of this 1192-nucleotide messenger RNA. RefSeq lists its product as uncharacterized. The record is from RefSeq and is a predicted model, not a curated record. The coding region runs from base 303 to 842 and encodes 179 amino acids. NCBI's taxonomy places the organism in Eukaryota, Metazoa, Arthropoda, Insecta, Diptera, Tephritidae. The transcript is spliced from 4 exons.